GUCCACCCACACCCCCUGACUCUCAUGACGCGCCCGUCAGCCAUCUCAUGUCAUGUCCAACGGGCUGAUUUGGCAUCGUCGCGACAUGGGUUCCAUGCAUCGCCUUUCCCAAUCCAACUCGCCCGCGCUCAAGGGUCCUGCAUUCCAGCACCGCUCGCAAUCCAUCAUCACCAGCGGCCACUCUGCCAUUCGUCGCGUGGAUAUAUAUGCCAUAGCGUUCUCGUUGGAUUCUCGUCCGCGUUCGCGCACCUCUCUCAUUACAUCUUUGUCUGUCCGCUGGCCUCAUUGCAGAGAAAGCAGCCCGAGGUCAAUACCGUGGGCUCGGCUGUCCCCACGUUGUCGACGCAGCCCACUGGCAUGCACCCGAAGCCCUUUGAUGCCGGAGCAGCACCCAAGCCCAGUGUGUCGAUGCCGCCACACGGACCGAGCCCAGGGACUACCGACAACGACUUGGACUCGCUCGACUCGGCGCUCUUUGGCCUCUCGGGCAUGAAAAAGUCGCAGUCGAGCGGCAUUGGAUCGAUUCGUAUGCCACCCGAAUCCAAAUCGGGGGUCCAGGCGGUUGGAUCGGCUGCCAAGGCCAACAUAGAGAGCCGAGGGACGCUCAACUCGACGCUGGGCGAAGGUCUCAAGACGAACGAGCUAUCCAGCAGUUUGCUCUCGGUCGGUUCUCAAGAGAUAUCCAUCCCGUCGUUUCUUCUGAGCAAUUCAACAGCGGGAAACAGGCGCCCCAGCCGACGAGGGACUGCUGGCAGCCUCGGCGCCGACGAGAGUGGUGCCGCCGGCUUGACCACAGGUGCCGCCGGUAGUGAGAACCAUCUUUCCUUUGGCGGGCUCGCCCCCCAACCCGACACCCAUGGAGCUUCGCUAUUAGCUCAAGACAGACCUCGCUCGGCACUGGGCUCAUCUACUGCCGAUGGAAUCUCCCGAAGGCCAUCGGCGGCCCAGCACAAGGACAGCGACAAUGAUGAUGAUCUCUUUGACAGUCUUGGGCUCGGGGAAAGUCGACCUCGGACUGCCCCUGCCCCAGCCCCAGCCCCAGCUUCAAGCACCUCCGGGACGGGAC
Polychytrium aggregatum is the source of this 1066-nucleotide messenger RNA. RefSeq lists its product as uncharacterized. NCBI's taxonomy places the organism in Eukaryota, Fungi, Chytridiomycota, Chytridiomycetes, Polychytriales. The annotation marks the transcript as partial. The record is from RefSeq and is a predicted model, not a curated record. The transcript has 5 exons.